GUAGUUUUUCGGGAUAUAAAAAUGGAUGCGCCCAGGUGCCAGUGAUCUGUUGUGUUUUGAUGUAAAUAAUAUCAUUUUUGUCUUGAUUCGACUCUUGAAACGUCUCUCACUGCAGGAGGAACAUAGAAGAUGGAAAUAAUUGAUGAAAGUGCAGCUAUGCUGAGCAAUUAUGAGGUCUACACUCUGUUGAAUGAGUUAGCCGUUAACAUCAAAGGCAAAAGGAAGGCGAAUGCGAGUCAACAAAACUUAGCUACAAUAUCAUACGAGACCAUUAAAUAUUUGGAGAAGACACCAUGUGUGGAACAGAAUGAAGAAGUAAUUGGAGAUUUUUUGAAAUGUUUGGAGCCAUAUAAAUUAACCAAAGCAGAAAAAAUGCAGUUAUUAAACAGUAGACCAAAAAGUGCAGUAGAAAUCCAGUUGAUGAUUGAGGAAAGUGAGGAAAGACUUACAGAAGAACAAACAGAGGAGUUGUUGGAUCUAAUUAUUACAAAGCUGCCAUGCAAAGAAGAUAUAGCAGAAGGAGGUGAACAGCAAAUGGAGCAGUCAUGAUAUUCUUUUUAAGUUCUGGCAAACAUGACCAUAGCAACAAGUUCAAAACCCAAUAUUUCCUUAUCCAAUUGAUCGUAAUAUAUAUUGUUUUCAGACUAUCUAUUUUUUAACUACUUGCAUGCGUGUCAGAUGCAACAACGGGUAUAACCUUUAACCUUUUAUGAAUGCAGUUGAUUGAAAGGGUAAUGGCAAAAUAGUUAUUUGAUUGAUGGCAAUGUCAAUUACAUGCAUGAUUUCAAUCCAGUACUGUCAAUAGUUGGUCAUAGGGUGAUUGUGUGCGUUGUCAACAAUUAUAAGUAAACCGCAUUGCGAGUAAAAUUUUGUAAAUUUAGGAGUGGUUUUAGAAUUAUUAAUCCACCCAAAAAGUGUACAACAUACUGUGCUCUGGAUUAUAUAUUAUGGAAUGCACCAUCGUAAAAGUGGUUUGAACUAACCAGUUCUAAAUCGUGGAAUCUUGUGACGCGUAUAACGAACUAGUCAGCAACUUAGCUGCCAAUAAUGGUGAAAGUAAGCCGAUAUUUUCCGACAGCACAAGAGGUUUACAUAAACAAAAGUUUUUGGUAGAGCUCUCGGUGAAAUUUCCCAAAACUGUCCAUUCUUCAGAUUUGUCUACAACGGAACCCCAUGGCACCUUCAUUGCAUUUCAAUCAGCCUGGAAUCAAGCCAUUCCAAGUAUAUUUGAGAAUGGCCUGGUGAACCCACGACUCGUGAAAGCUUGCAGACCAAUUCACUUGAUAAUUAUACAUGUACUUCUACAUUUCAAUAGAAUAUAUUGUUUGUAUUUAUUUUUUGCUAAACAAUGUACAUUUUCACUAAAAUGUUGGUGUGAUGCAUCAUGGAACUGAAAAAAGUACAACAAAUAAAACUAAGAACUUAAAAUCAACAA
Molecule: messenger RNA, 1435 nt
Organism: Saccoglossus kowalevskii
Lineage: Eukaryota; Metazoa; Hemichordata; Enteropneusta; Harrimaniidae
Product: DNA-directed RNA polymerase III subunit RPC9-like
Biological process (GO): transcription initiation at RNA polymerase III promoter
Cellular component (GO): RNA polymerase III complex
Molecular function (GO): nucleotide binding
Source: RefSeq, a predicted model, not a curated record